Molecule: messenger RNA, 1755 nt
Organism: Mesorhabditis belari
Lineage: Eukaryota; Metazoa; Nematoda; Chromadorea; Rhabditida; Rhabditidae
Source: the annotation of a GenBank genome assembly
AUGUCUAUUCGGAAAGCUCUUCUAUCGAGUCUUCUCCUCAAUGUGUUUUGUGUGGCACAACGAGUCAGAGAAGUGAUUUGGGCCGGUGACUAUGAGAGAAUGUUGUACGACAAAUUGACCUUAAGCUACAAUCGAUUGGCAAGGCCGGUGAAAAAUGACACCGAGCCAGUGAUUGUUUUGUUGGGCUUGGACUUUCAACAGAUUAUCGAUAUUGACGAGAAAAGCCAAAUCAUGAAUUCGAAUGUUUGGUUGAGAUUGAGUUGGAUUGAUCAUUAUCUCACAUGGGAUCCUGCUCAGUUUGGUAAUAUAAAAGAGGUUCGAUUGCCGAUUGGAUCAAUCUGGAAACCAGACGUUUUAUUGUACAAUUCGGUCGAUCAACAAUUCGACAGCACAUGGCCAGUGAAUGCCGUCGUUUUAUAUAACGGCAAUGUGACAUGGAUUCCACCAGCGAUCAUCCGAAGUUCCUGCAAUAUUGAUAUUGCUUGGUUUCCCUUCGAUACUCAGCGAUGUUCGAUGAAAUUCGGUUCUUGGACAUACUCGGGUUUCUUCACCGAUCUUCGGAAUACAUCCUCGUCAACAGCCACCUAUCAACCAAAUGGAGAAUGGCAAUUGUUAGGUCUUGAAUCAGGUCGAUCGAUUUUCUAUUAUGAGUGUUGUCCAGAGCCAUAUUAUGAUGUCACUUUCACGAUCACUAUCCGGAGAAGAACACUGUAUUAUGGAUUCAAUUUGGUGCUACCUUGUAUGCUAAUCUCGGCUCUCGCUCUUCUCGGUUUUACUCUUCCACCAGAUUCUGGAGAAAAGAUUAAUCUUUGCGUCACAAUUUUCAUGUCACUUUGUGUUUUCAUGUUAGUGGUGGCUGAGGCAAUGCCACAAACAUCUGAUUCACUUCCGCUAAUUGAAGUCUAUUUCUCUUGUAUUAUGUUUGAAGUGGGUGCAUCAAUCUUUUGCACCGUUGUCGCUCUCAAUUUUCACCAUCGCGGAGCCGAUCAGUAUCGACCAAUGGGAAAAACUGCUCGCAAAAUCCUACUUGAUUGGUUACCAUCAAUGGUUUUUUUGGAAAGACCUGCGGAUUUCUUUCCUCAAGGUCCUCCACCAAUUUCUCCGUGCAAUGGAUUUGUGAGAGACACGCCUAGAAAGAAACGAUUCACUUACGAUGUUGUGGAGGUGGAUCGGCAACUCUUGAAACAUCCCGGAUACAUCUCAAAAUCCGUGCAUCUCGAUUUUUGUUCUGGGAAGAAUGGCAAAAAACAAGCCGAUGAAACGACAAAUCACAUCUGUGAAGGGGCAGCAAUCGCAUCUGUGAAGGGGCCAAAUGUGUCUCCAAUAGCCGCAUCUCAUCAUCAGCAAAUCACUCAUCCCAGCAAUUCCCUGCCACCACCCGCUUCACGAGCUCCUCCACCAGUGACACCGACAGAUGACCGCUCACUGCCCUAUUUCUACUCAAGGAUUCCACCGCCUCUUCCCCAUCAUCAUCAUAAUGAAGAUGAGAAUCGAAAUGGAACAAUCGAUAAAGGAUUGGAGAAAAGAUUGUUAUCGGUUUCGAGAACUCACAUGGAUGAUUUACAGUUCAAUUCACUGCUUGCUGAGAUUAAAGUGAUCUCGAGUAAGAUCAAAAAAGAGGAAUUGAUGCACUCGGUGUCCGGUGAAUGGAUCUUUGCCGCAAUGGUCAUCGAUCGCAUUUGUUUCAUCACGUUUUCCGUUUUUCUCUUCAUCUGCACAUUCAUCAUCGGAUAUAAGGCACCUUAUCUAUUUGCG